GUAGAGUGCGGGCACCUGGUGGUCUCAGGGAAGCGGGCCUGGGACCGGGGCGUGUAGGAAGCAGCGAGGGGCUCAGAACCACCUUUCCGGGUUCACGACCAGCCUCUCUGGGUGUUCCACCUGGGCAGCUGCUGGAGACUAGAAAACAUCCCUCACACGUCACAGAGGCACGGUUUCCCUCCAGCGGUGAAAUCCGCCCCAGCCUCCAGCAAGAGCAGGGCUUAGGCCUGGGGUCCUGGGGUCCUGCUCUCAGCUGGCACCUCACCCCAGACACACUCCCUGCUGCCCCCAGGGGCCUGUUCUCGAGGGAUUCCCGAGGAGUGCGCUCGUGAAGUCAUAUCUGCCUCACGCCCAAAAGGGCAACCCUUCCCGGGCAGAUAUGACUUCACCACGUACCUGUGUGGCCCUGGGGAACUCAGCAACUGCUUAGCUCUCAUUUGUGGGUCGUCCAAGGCCCAAGUGGCUGUGACAACCUGAGAUCUCCAGGGUUGCUGGGAGCCGGGGCAGCAACCAGGGGUGCGGCUUGCUCUCCAGGGAGCUGCGGCAGAGCCUGGGGCCACAGCUGCACUCAGCCGGUGCACCCACGGACAGAGGGUCAGACUCGGCUCAGCACUGGGCUCAAGCCCUGGAUGAGAACAAGAACCAAGCUUCUUAGCCUCAGGCUCCAUCUGGGAAAUGGAGUGUCACUUGUGGAGUCCAUGAGCUCACCAGGGACAGGAUCCCGGGUCCACAGCGAGGGCCCACAGCGUGGGAGGAGGGCUGCUCCUCCGGGCCCAGGCCUGGGCGCCCUCCUCCCAUGCUGACCAGCCAGCUGGCCUCGUCUUUGCUCCCGGAUAAUGAGCACCCAUGUGGCAGGCCUGGGCCUGGACAAGAUGAAGCUGGGCAAUCCCCAGUCCUUCCUGGACCAGGAGGAGGCAGAUGACCAGCAGCUGCUGGAACCAGAGGCGUGGAAGACCUACACCGAGCGCCGCAAUGCCCUGCGUGAGUUCCUGACCUCGGACCUGAGUCCGCACCUGCUCAAGCGCCACCACGCCCGCAUGCAGCUGCUGCGUAAGUGCUCCUACUACAUCGAGGUCCUGCCCAAGCACCUGGCCCUGGGCGACCAGAACCCGCUGGUGCUGCCUAGCGCCUUGUUCCAGCUCAUCGACCCCUGGAAGUUCCAGCGCAUGAAGAAGGUGGGCACAGCUCAGACCAAGAUCCAGCUCCUGCUGCUCGGGGACCUGUUGGAACAGCUCGACCAUGGCCGUGCUGAGCUGGAUGCCCUGCUCCGGUCGCCAGACCCACGGCCCUUCCUGGCCGACUGGGCGCUGGUGGAGCGGCGGCUGGCGGACGUGUCGGCCGUCAUGGACAGCUUCCUGACCAUGAUGGUGCCGGGGCGGCUACACGUCAAGCACCGCCUGGUGUCUGAUGUCAGUGCCACCAAGAUCCCGCACAUCUGGCUCAUGCUGAGCACCAAGAUGCCUGUCGUGUUUGACCGAAAGGCGUCGGCGGCUCACCAGGACUGGGCCCGGCUGCGCUGGUUCGUCACCAUCCAGCCAGCCACAUCGGAGCAGUAUGAGUUGCGCUUCAGGCUGCUGGACCCGCGGACACAGCAGGAGUGCGCCCAGUGUGGCGUCAUCCCCGUGGCUGCCUGCACCUUCGACGUCCGAAACCUGCUGCCCAACCGAUCCUAUAAGUUCACCAUCAAGAGGGCCGAGACCUCCACGCUGGUGUACGAGCCCUGGAGGGACAGCCUCACCCUGCACACCAAGCCGGAGCCCCUGGAGGGGCCCGCCCUCAGCCACUCUGUCUGAGAGAUGAUUUUCUAAUAUUUAUCCACUAAUAAAGAAGAGUGUAAAUGCACAUAUGGAAUUAAAGAAGCAAACCUA
Molecule: messenger RNA, 1868 nt
Organism: Homo sapiens (human)
Lineage: Eukaryota; Metazoa; Chordata; Mammalia; Primates; Hominidae
Gene: FNDC11
Product: fibronectin type III domain containing 11
Exons: 2
Coding region: 837-1793 (318 amino acids)
Source: RefSeq, a predicted model, not a curated record